AUGGAAAAGCAACCUAUAAUGAGCGGUGGGCAGCACCAGAAUUACGGUAUUGCCAACCCGGGUUACAUCCCAGCAGCGGCAGGAGGAGCAGCAAUGUUUGCCCCACCCGUGGCUGAGUCUCAAGGCCCCAGCGCUCCUCCGGCCGGCAUGUUUGACAGCAUGCCGGGGUAUGAAGGGACCUUAGCAGGAGGAGGUGGAUUUCUUCCCCCUCCAAUGCCCUCUUAUCCAGCCCCCCAGCCUUCACCUGGACCUGAGCAACCGCAGUGGAACAUUCCAUCUAUAACUGAGGAUACUGCCAGGGAUGCCUUUAUCUUGUAUGCUUCCAGCAAGUGUUGCUACAGUUCUGCACCAGCUAAAAACGGUGUGAUCACCAACAUGGAGGCAUUUAAUACCUACAGAUAUCGCCUAGAAACAUUUACUGAGUCCAGGUCUACAGAAUGGAGUCACGAGCCAUACCAUGGUCAGCCAGUAGAUGCAUAUGCUCAGCAACCUCCAGGGCCCUGGGAAAUUCCUGCCAGAGCACCCGUCUUUUUUAAAGACGACGAACAGAAAAUGAAGGUUCCUUACACCUCAUCCAUGAAGCCCUGCCAUGGAUGUGUGGGAAUGGGGCGAAAGCCUUGCAAGGACUGUGCAGGCUCUGGUAAUAAAGUUUGCUGGGUGUGUAAUGGAUCAGGUUACCGCCAGGGAGAUGAUCGAUGCAACCACUGCAGUGGAAGAGGGAGGGAAAACUGCAUACACUGUCAUGGACAAGGAUCAAAGCAAUGUGAAAUCUGUCAUGGAAAACAGCAGCUUCUGGUCUACAUUAACCUCACUGUGAAAUGGACAAACAAUUCUGAGGAUUAUGUUGUUGAACAGUCUAGUGGUCUUCAGGUGGCAAACCUCAGUAAAGUAACAGGCAAGGAGCUUUUCAGAGACUCCCAGUACAUGGUGUACCCACUCAUGGGCUUUCCAGACCCUACAGUAGUGCAGGCUGCACAACGACUUGUUGGAGAUCAUCAGGCUAGAUUCUCCCAGACAUCACGCAUUCUACAACAGCGUCAAACCAUAGAACUUAUCCCUGUCACGAAGGUCACCUACACAUGGAAAGGAAAAACAUACAUUUACUUUGUUUACGGAAACGAGUUCAAGGUUCAUGUGAAUGACUAUCCCGCUAAGUGCUGCUGUUCUGUAAUGUAAUCAAUACAUAUUAGUAAUACAUUGUUAAAGGCAACUGAAUAAAUAUGUCUGAAAACAACUAUUUGUAUCAAAAAUUAAAUAAAUAUGUCAUGCAAUGAUUGGAAAGUGGGACUUCUAUUUCCAAGGCCUACUAAAACAAUUUAUAAACAUUGGAGAUGUAAAAAAAUAUGUAAAACUUGUUUUAUCCCUGGGUUGAAGUUUAGCAGGUUCAUAUUAAGCAAUCCAAGCGCUGUCUGUAGAUAUAAUAAUUCAACUUCAAGGAUAAACCAUUGAUAUGUUGCCUUGUUUUAAACAAUGUUUGAAUGACAUUCAUUUUAAACAUGUCAGACGUCUUUUUGA
Messenger RNA from Cyprinodon tularosa, 1515 nucleotides. It is a transcript of the gene ssuh2rs1, whose product is annotated as ssu-2 homolog, related sequence 1. Lineage: Eukaryota; Metazoa; Chordata; Actinopteri; Cyprinodontiformes; Cyprinodontidae. The transcript has 13 exons. The coding region runs from base 1 to 1176 and encodes 391 amino acids. The record is from RefSeq and is a predicted model, not a curated record.